Ostreococcus tauri is the source of this 945-nucleotide messenger RNA. Its product is annotated as Polyphosphate kinase 2. Bases 1 to 945 code for a protein of 314 amino acids. The record is from RefSeq and is a predicted model, not a curated record. Gene Ontology annotation, biological process: phosphorus metabolic process. Gene Ontology annotation, molecular function: polyphosphate kinase activity. NCBI's taxonomy places the organism in Eukaryota, Viridiplantae, Chlorophyta, Mamiellophyceae, Mamiellales, Bathycoccaceae. The transcript has a single exon.
AUGGAUCACGCGAAGUGCGUGCGGAAGGCGGUGCGGAAGGCGAUCGUGAACGCGGAGUACGAAGCGAUUUUGGAGCGCUUGCAAUUUGAGCUCGUGACGUGGCAGGAUUACGUGAAGGCGCGAGGGGAAAAGGUUGUUAUUUUGUUCGAAGGUAGGGACGCCGCGGGGAAGGGUGGGUGCAUCUCUCGAAUCACCGACGUCCUGAGCGCGCGUCAGUGUAAGGUGGUCGCUCUGAGCGCGCCGACGGAGGAGGAGAAGACGCAGUGGUACUUUCAAAAGUACGUCAAACAUCUCCCGAGCGCGGGGCACAUCGUGUUGUUCGAUCGGUCGUGGUACAAUCGAUCGGGCGUGGAACGCGUGAUGGGAUUCGCGACGGCAGAACAGGUCGAGCAGUUCGAGAAGGAGGUGAAUACGUUCGAAAAAAUGCUCGUCGAUAGCGGCAUCACGCUCAUUAAACUCUGGUUCGACGUGAGCGACGAAGAGCAAGAGAGGCGAUUCAAGGACCGACUCGAGCGAAGCGAAAAACGCUGGAAGCUCAGCCCGAUGGACCUGUUCGCGCGGAGUAAAUUUUACGAGUACUCCAAGGCUCGCGACUUGAUGUUCGAGAACACGAGCGAAACCGUGCCGUGGUCCAUCAUCCCCGCCGACGACAAGCGCGUCGCCCGUCUGAACGCCAUUCAGCACAUCCUGGGCUCGGUGGAUUAUCACAUCGUUGCUUCCGAGGAGCUCAAACUGCCGAAGAUUCAAGAGAAGCCCAAUGAUUACCACGAUCGAGAUCUUCGCGAGCUCGACCCGAAGAAGGCUCGCGUCGUCCCACAGGUGUACACCGUCGAGAGUCUUUCCGUCCGGGACAUCGACGGGAAGACGUGGGAAGAAAUCGCCAAGGACGCCGACAAACGCGUCAAGAAGACGCUCAGCGUCGACGACGACGCCGACGCGCGCUAG